AUGGCUCUUUCCCCUCCUCCCACUCCUCUCUCCCUCCUUCACGGAAUGAAGGGAAAAGACCUUAGCACAAUACCCAUUCCAGAUAUCAAACAAGACUUGGAGAGAAUCAAGGCCUUUUUGGACGAUUUCCUUAAAUGGGUUGGUGACUAUCUUAACAACCUCACUUCUCUUUAUGCAGCCGCCACUCGUGAAAAGAAGGCCCUGAUAAAUGAGUUCUUGGAUUUGGUGGAGCAAUAUUGCGAUAAAACACUCCCAGCCCUUUACGGAAUCAUUGAUCAAAUCCGAGUUUUGAUGAAUUACUAUGAGUACAUCUUCAAAAUCUUCAUUGGUGAAGCCGAUAAAAUUAUUUUGGCCUUAGAACGCCUGCUCAACGAGGUCCUGCCUUUACAGGAAGCUCAUGAAGCUGCCAUUAAGGGCUUUGUAGGCAUUUCUCUCAAGGCAGAACAACAUGCUGAAAAAUGGACGAGAGCCUUCGAUGACCACACUAAGAUUGCCGAGAAAUGCGAAGAUGUCGGAGUUACCGGGCUGGGAAUUACUGCCGCUAGCCUAGGAAUUACUUUCGCUGGUUGGGCCGCCUAUACCCUUGCAACUAUAUCCUUUCCGCCUUUGGCCCUCGUUACAGGGGCGACCCAAGCUUUUUUCCUUGCAGGUGCGACCCAAGCUGCUGCCACUGCAGGCACGACCCAAGCUGCUUUACUUACAAUGAUGACCAAUGCUGCUGCCCUCACAGGAGCGACCAAUGCUGCUGUCCUUGCAGGGGCGACCAAUGCUACUCUCCUUACAGGGGUUAAAGCUGCUGCCGUUUCAGCGGUGGCCACUGGCGCUGGGGGUAUUUGCUCUUUGUCGGUAGCCGCUCAUAACUCUAACAAGGCUAAGGCCUAUUUCUUGGGAGCCACCCAUAUGCUGGAUCUGGUCAAUUGUUGCGAGAACCUCAUCGGACCCAUUGUUAAAAUUAAGGGGGAGUUCAAUGACUGUAAGGAUUCACUAGAACAGAUGAAGGACCAGAGUAUACUGAUCGCUUUUGGCAAGUAUCCAGAGGGAAACCGGAGAGAACAAUACAAGACCGCAAAAGGCAUGGCAAUACAGAUGAAAGAACUCUGUAAGACCAUAGCAGCUGGUGCGGAUCAGGUUACCGCGCUCAGAAUGUCAGCUGAGUUAAGGAAGAAAUCCCUUGGUAUGGCGAAAUAG
Lobosporangium transversale is the source of this 1188-nucleotide messenger RNA. RefSeq lists its product as hypothetical. The record is from RefSeq and is a predicted model, not a curated record. The transcript has a single exon. NCBI's taxonomy places the organism in Eukaryota, Fungi, Mortierellomycota, Mortierellomycetes, Mortierellales, Mortierellaceae. The coding region runs from base 1 to 1188 and encodes 395 amino acids.